AUGGUCACCGCCGACCAAUCAACGUCCUUGUUGGCUCUUUGGUUGUCUCAGACCUUUGACAAGGCAGCGAGCAAGAGUCUCUUCGAGCCCUGCGUGCCUGAGCCCUGCAUCACUAGAGUGUUCGACGACCGUGGCAACUUGGAAAGAGGAAACAGGCCACGAGCCUCGACACCUAGCUGUGCUGGCCUCUACGGAUUCUCUGAGACUAUGUAUCCCCGUGGUGGCACCACGAUUUGCCGUGUUAAGAACUCCUUUCGCGACCUAGUCAUCUGGGAUGUCAGCACCAACCCACAAGCCUCAGGGUCCCUGGACACUCAACAAACUACCAAAGCCAACGCCAACAUGAAACCCCUCACGUACCUCACCCUCCUCCUCGGCCUCUCCGCAACCACCGCUCUCGCUGCUCUCCGCCCCGACGCCACCCCCGAAGAGGUCGCCGCGGCGGAAGCCGAGUGUGGGUCCCUGGGCGUGAUGAGGAUCGACCCCGCCGAGCUACCCGAGGGCGUGACGAUGGCCGACGUCCGCAUGUGCGCCGACCAUCCCCUCGGCGGCAGAGCGAUCCCGGGUCUGGGUCCUGGGGCUUUCGCCCGAUUGCGUCGGUUCUUGCCGAGUUGGGGGUUUUGA
This is a messenger RNA of Aspergillus uvarum CBS 121591, 624 nucleotides long. RefSeq lists its product as uncharacterized. The record is from RefSeq and is a predicted model, not a curated record. Bases 1 to 624 code for a protein of 207 amino acids. Lineage: Eukaryota; Fungi; Ascomycota; Eurotiomycetes; Eurotiales; Aspergillaceae. The transcript is spliced from 3 exons.